Molecule: messenger RNA, 1728 nt
Organism: Aureobasidium subglaciale EXF-2481
Lineage: Eukaryota; Fungi; Ascomycota; Dothideomycetes; Dothideales; Saccotheciaceae
Exons: 1
Coding region: 490-1536 (348 amino acids)
Molecular function (GO): oxidoreductase activity, acting on NAD(P)H
Source: RefSeq, a predicted model, not a curated record
UGGUCAUUGUAAUUUGGAUCUGGAAUGCCAACCGAGCUGGCUAGGGCGCUGUAGUUAUCAUCCAAAGUCUGACGCGGACAUCAUGGUCUUUUAUGUGUCGAGGUCUAGGAGCUGCACAACUUCAAACGAGCGAGAAACGCUAGCUGCUUGAUUAUCAAGCACGCUCAAUGCAACUUCGAGGUGUAUCAGUAACUGAGUUUCAAGUCAUGUUGGUCGAGAGUGAUCUUUUGAGUUUCUGUCCGGGGUCCAGGGAUUUUUCGGCCGAAAUUUGAGAAGCCGCAGGCUGAAACCUCGGCGAUACGAUAAACAGCGCCUUCCUCGUUGUAAACUCCGAUAGAUUCUUCGGACAUAUGCUAUUGAGGUGCUGCUGAGAAGUCCCGUUACUAAUGGCACUCAGAAGUCGUGUCCAUAUAUGCGUGGCCAUCCGGACAUGAUCCAACUUUUGAAACAACACCGACUCUUCUCCCCGUUUGAGCUUCCAAGUACAACAUGUCGAAUCAAGCAGCAUGGCUCUAUGGUCCUAAUCAGCUGUUCCGAGUUGGUUCAGCUCCAAUGCAUGAGAUCGAGUCUCAUGAAAUCUUAGUCGAGACAUAUUCCAUCGCCAUCAACCCCAUCGAUUGGAAAGUCAGAGACUAUGGCUGGCUGAUCAAUACCUGGCCAAUGGUUCUCGGCUGCGACGUUUCUGGAGUCGUCACUGAAGUCGGCAACAGUGUGCACAACUUCUCUAAAGGCGAUCGCGUCAUAGGACAUGCCGUCAGUCUGGUGUCGCAGAAGCCGAAGAAUGGAGCUUUCCAACAUUUUGUUGCUGUAGAAGCGGCAAAGGCUGCGAAGAUUCCAAGUGCGCUGUCCUUCAGUGAUGCUUGUGUUGUUCCAUUGGCUUUGGAUACUGCUGCUACUGGACUGUUCAACAGCGCUUCAGAUGGCUAUCUCGGAUUGGAAUGGCCAACAAUGGGCUCAAAGUCAGACAACAACAAGAUCGUCAUCUACGGUGGAAGCUCUUCUGUCGGUGCAUUGGCUAUCCAGCUUGCCGCAGCUUCUGGUGCCCACGUUAUUGCUGUUGCCUCUCGCCGUAACUUCGACUUCUGCCGCUCAUGUGGAGCCCAUGAAGUCUUGGACUACAACGAGCCCACCAUCGUCAAUGAUGUCGUCAACGCAAUCAAAGUAGCUCCUCAGACACACUUUGCAGGUAUCUACGACGCUAUAUCGCAGGAAGACAGCUACAACAUCACUGUACCCAUUCUUGCACAGAUCGGAUCUGGCAAUCUGGCGACUGUACUUCCAGGACCGAGCACUGUGCCAUCGACUUCGAAGACGAACUAUGUGGAAGGUAUCAAUGAUACAGUACACAGACUCUGGGAGAACUUUGUAGGGCCAGCUCUGGAGCGAGGGACAUUGAAGUGCGUGCCCUCAGCAUAUGUGGUUGGAAGCGGACUUGAGAGCAUCGAGAAAGGGUUGGAAAUCAACAAAAAGGGUGUGAGCGCAAGAAAGGUCGUUGUCGAAAUCAAGAAAGAACAGAUAGCGAGCGGUUGUAAUUAAAGUUUGAGGAGUCGCGAAGUGCGUAUCGCCGAAUUUGGUAUAGGUCAUCCUUCCUACGCAGGACCAUCGAAGACGGACAAACAGAAGCCGCGGCUUACGGAAUAUUAUUGUUAGCGGUCGCUCCUCAUUCCUCCGCUUAGCAAUUAUAUCUUGAUAUAACUCGUGAUUGGUCUUAUGCUCAAUAUCCAAAUG